AUGGAAAGCUGUAAAACGAAGAGAAUAAUAAGCGUAUUUGUGGUGCUUCUUUCUCUUUUCGCUAGAGCGUGUAGAGGGGGAAGGAACAGUUUCAGUGGUGAGAAAUCCAGUGAUCCAAUGAUAAGAGGGGUGGUAGAGCAGGAAAAUGAGCUAGGUCACUCUUAUACUGAUCAAGGUGUGGCAGAGAGUGAUAUUUUAGACUCAAACAUAUUUGACGAGCCUUUAGAUCAGACAGACAAUAUGUUGAAUAUGCAAAACUCGGAUGCUAAUCUAGUUCCAGAUUUUCUAGUGCCCUCGUAUGAAUAUGAGCCUGUUGAAGAUUUGCAAAGAAUAGAUGAUCAGUACACACCAGCGCCUAGUACAAGUAAGCAUAGCUCUAAUAAAGCGUACGAUAUACCAGGUACAUCCAACAAUGAAAAGAUGGUAACUAGUAGAAGAGAGGGCCCAGAUUUUGACCCUAGUUAUGUGGAUAAGACUGCACCCUCGUAUGGACUAUUAGCAGAUAUAGAUGAUGCUAAUGAAAUGGAGCAGUAUUCACUGUCUAAGAAAGAAAUAGCAGAUCUUGAAAGGUAUAACGAGAGAUUAAAGAGUGAAGAAAACAAUAGCACUGGUUUACAUAGGGGAGAAAAGAGAACAGCCAGUGCAAUGAGCAACCCAAUGAACAAGCUCAGAGAGGACAAGAGAAGAAGGGAAGAGUAUGUAUUGUAUGAAACAACUGAUAUGUAUCCACAGGAAGAGUAUGUAUUGUAUGAAACAACUGAUAUAUAUCCACAAGAAGAGUAUGUAUUAUAUGAGACAGAUGAUAUAUACCUACAGGGAGAGAUAGAAGGCUUGAUAGAAGAUGGUGCACAGCCAAGUUUACCUCAGCAACCAUCAAAUACAGCUCGAAAUAUAGCGCUAAAGACAGAAAUAAAAUAUCUCAAUGUUAGUCUGUGGAACAGUAUGAGAUUGAAAAAUGCAGGGAGACAUAGAAACAAGCUGAGCUACAAGACACUCUGUGAAUACACAUACUCAGAAGAUGAUCUGAUCGGCGCAGUGAAAGACGAGUCGUACCAAGCAGAGCUUAAAGCAGAAAUUUCUACAUUUUCGCAGCUCAUUGCUCCUCAAAUAAAGGAGAAUGCGCUGUGGUAUCUCAUUGCAAGCAAAGAUAUAGACCCGCGCAUAAAACGCAAAGAUAUUUUUGGGCUAAAAAGGCUAUUUGAAGAGGAAAAGAACAGCGUCUACAUAGAAAUGAUAAAAAAGCUCGAUGGAUACUACGACGGUAUAUUUGAUGAUAUGAUAGCAUACAUGGAAGAGAACAUGCCGCAGAGCAUUGAUGCAUGCCAUCCUCCAACUAGAUGGAAGAAAACUCUGGGUGAUAUUUACAUGAGCGAGUGCCUUGGGAUGAACUAUGCCAUGGCUGAGAAACAGAAAAGAAUUUGCAAAAUAAACAAGAAGUACCACAAAUUGGCGUAUGCUAUGCACAUGAUCGUAAUGCUGCCAGAGGUGUAUAAAGACUUUUCCAGGAUGAGCGAAGAGUUUAUAAGGAACACAUGCACAAAGAACUCAGACAACAUAUAUGAAGAUAGAAAAAAGCAUCUGGUUCUAUCGAGCAUACAGACACUGGUGCAUCUUCACAAUGAAGAAAAGAUAGACAUGAGUGUAUACAAUCAGCUGUAUACUGCCCUUGGGACUAUAUACAGCAAAGAAACAGUGAGAAACGCACUAGUUACUGAGCUGUAUAGAAAUAUAUACAUAAUGCUCGCAGAUUUCUACAAGAAGGCAGAAAUAGUUGACAAAAAAAGUGAACAUGUUCUCGCAGGAAAGGGCGUGAUAACAAACCAGAAGUACAUGAAGUGUGAGAUGGCAGUAAACAUAGCAACAAGAAACCCAGCUAAAAGAGUUGAAAAGCUGGAAACCCCAAUUGUAGAGAACAAAUGGAGUGUUGCACCAAGCGUGAAUGCACACUAUCAUGUGUACUAUGUGGACAAUAAAAUGGGCCAGCCCAGAAGACUGUGCAUGCCCAUGUAUACAGAGCCUGAGACUAAGAAGAAAUACUACCUGCACAGAGUUAGCGACAUGGUAGCGUACAUAAAGACGCUGUAUGGAAUAGAAGACAGCUCAGAUGUUAUACACCCAUUCAAGGUGGGCAAACAGAGCAAACAGUGGUCGUACAUCAAAGAGGAAGGAGAGAGGAAUAAAACAGUGGAAGAGCUGGAGGGGCACGAGCUAGUAUUCUACCACAUCAGGCACAGCCUAGAGGAAAAGUUUACGUUUGCAGAGUUUAGUCCUCUAGAGCCACAUGGAGUAAGUGUGAUUCCUAUUCCACUGUUUCUUACGUCUCUGAUGGAGAAAGGCGUGAAGCUAACUCCUUUUACUAAGCAGGGAGAGCACAAAAAGCUGGAGUCAAUGGAUUUUCAUGGAAAAGAGCCUAACUCGUAUGCAUAUAGCGAUGCCUACAAGGACACAAUGUAUUCAGACAUGCACAAAUACUACAGCAAUCUGUACAUACUGCCAGAGAAAGUAAAAAGCACAGAGUGCUAUGCCAUGGACUGCCAGAUAUCCAAGCGCAGGAAAAGCACUGUCAGAGCCAUAUGGUACGUAAAAGUACCAGGAGACGUGGAUGAGUACACACACUGCAUUCCAAGCAACAUCUUUGAGGACGCAAAACACUCAGAAGAUUUUGAUGCCUUCGUUGCAACGAUAGAGUCAAGGAGCUACAACGAAGACAGCAGCUUGCAAGGCUUUUGGCUGUGCAGAAGUACCACAAAAACGACUAAAUCAGAAAGAAUGGUGCCUAAAAUACAAACCUUGCUCGAAGAUCAAAAAACUCUGGGGGCGCACAAAGAAAAUAAUAGCAUAGCAUACCUCAAAGGGGAAAUCAGUAAAAUAGAAGAAAAAUUGAAAAAGACAAGACAUGACAUAAAAACUCUGGAAGAGUCUAAAACAGCCCAAAAAGAGCGGCUGCAGGCAAUGAGAAUAGCAUGGGGCAAAAUAAACAUAGAAGAAAGAGCGCUGGAAAGAUUCAAGGAGGCGCUGUCUAUACGGCUGGCUAAAACGCCAAAACACGCAAAUACUGACAUUAUAGUAUUUCGAAACGCAAACUUGAACAGGUCCAACCUGGGAGCACACAACGAGAUCCUUGAUGUUUUUAUUACCUUUUAUAGGCGAUAG
This is a messenger RNA of Nematocida minor, 3153 nucleotides long. RefSeq lists its product as uncharacterized. The transcript has a single exon. Lineage: Eukaryota; Fungi; Microsporidia. The coding region runs from base 1 to 3153 and encodes 1050 amino acids. The record is from RefSeq and is a predicted model, not a curated record.